Messenger RNA from Diaporthe citri, 2898 nucleotides. RefSeq lists its product as uncharacterized. Lineage: Eukaryota; Fungi; Ascomycota; Sordariomycetes; Diaporthales; Diaporthaceae. The transcript has a single exon. The record is from RefSeq and is a predicted model, not a curated record. Bases 1 to 2898 code for a protein of 965 amino acids.
AUGGCCAAGAGACUUCUUUUCACCCCUGACGGGUCUGUCCCUGUCUUCGCAGACCCGGUGGUUGCCCAACUAGGCGGCCUGACUCAAGAGCAGAUCCAAGCAGGCUGUGCCUUCAACAUGUUUCCUCCCUUCCGUCCUGAGUGUCACGUCACGGGCAAGGAGCACGCUGUCAUCAUCCCAGCUCUUCCGGAACUGGACCCCGACUUCGACGUGGAAUGUGAGUCCAAAGGCCGCCGCAUCCCACAUUGCUAUGUUACUAUCGGUGGUCAUGUGCCGCAUAUCGGCCAAACCGAUUCUCUUGAAGACCCACAACAGCCUUCAGAGGAUCCGUCGACGACAUUACUUCCGGCCCCGUUUCCCUCAGAUGAUCCUGAAAACUGGACGAGCCCCGAUGUGCCGCCCACCGAAGAAACGAGCCACGAUGUGCCGUGGCCCAAAGAGACGCGUACUGUGGAGACCGCGACAGUGGUUUCUUCUCACCCAGUCUUCUCGGUCCCCUUUACCUCCUCACCGUACCUGAUAACACCCUCGUCAGGACCGUCGCCUUAUUCUACACCUCGUACCUCCUCUUUGACCCCUGUCCCGACAUCACAUUCGAGUGCAACAACCACCGACUGGUCCAGCUCGUCUCAUAUACCUGGCUCCACCUCAUCUGAGGCCCACUAUAUGGUCUCGUCGUCCCAUUCAAGUGCCGUUGCCACCAGCUUGCCUGUCGUUACCAGCUCGCCCAUUGUCAACAGCUCCCCGAGCACUACAAUCUCGCCUAGCGCCACCCACUCGUUCAGUCUGUUUCAUAUACCUGGCCCUACAUCAUCCGCGGCACAACCUACAGACUCGCCGUCCCGUUCAAGUACCGACACUACCAGCUCGCCUAUCGUUACCAGCCCCUCGAGCACUAUAACCUCACCCGGCACCACCCACUCUGGUACCAUGGUGCCAUCCGGCAUCACCAGCUUGCCCAGCACUACCAGUUCUUCUGAUGUCCGUAGCACCCACUCGUCUAGCGUCACAAGAUCUUCUGGCACCAUUAGCUCAUCCGGUUCCACUUCGCUCGGCCUCAAGGACUCGUCGUCGUCUAGGACCAACAAGGCAUCCGAGACUGGUACAGCCUCAUCGUCCAAAUCAAGCACAGCAGCACCCGAGACAAGUAUAACUUCACCAUCAAACCCCAGCUCAGCAGAACCCGAGACGAGGAUCACUUCGCCAUCAAAACCAAGCUUAGCAGAACCCGAGACGAGCCCGGCUUUAUCUUUAACACCAAACACGGACUCAAAAACGAGCCCGGGAGCAUCAUCGAAAACAAGCUUAACUGAUGCCAAUGGACUCCCUACGGAAGAGCUUGAUCCCCACCUAACCGCCGUGGUCGAUGCUCUCGGGCCCGACGAUAAGCACAAGAAGCACCUGGCACUGGGCCUCAGCAUUGGCUUGGGUGCCGGAAUCCCCAGCGCUGGUCUCGUUCGAUGGUUGGGCACCUUUUUCCACACGCUCAGCACAGUUGCGAAGAGUAGCAAGGUGUAUACCUCGGUGAUGCGGGCCCUGACGACCUUCAAGAUGGAUAUGAUUCCGCACUUCAACUUCAGCCCCCCAGGUCGUCCUGGGGCUCCAGGUCGGCCUGGAGGGGGUACCCCAGAAAGCGAGGUGGCCGAGUCCGUCGACGAGUGGUACGAUGAUUUGUGCCGAAACGGUAACACGGGCGAGCAGGCAGCCGAGAUCAUCAACAACUUCAAGGCCGACAUGGCUGCGGCAGAGGCUGCAAUGGCCAACGAACCUGUUGGGGUUGAGUCUGCGGUCAAUGCUGCUGCCGGCAGGUCCUUCGCGAAUCCUUCGGCGCUCAAUUCGUGGGGUGUCCAAGCGGCCGCGCAGGUGGCGUCAACUCCCGGAUCGAGCAUCGGAGAGAUAGCUGAUUCCCUGCUGAAGGCCGGCGUCCCCGCCGAGGCCGUCUCAUCCACCGCGGAAGCUGUCUCUCACUCUGUCAAUACAGCAGGCAAAGGCUGGAUUGGAAGGCCCGCCUACAAUGCUGCUCUAGGAGUCAUCUCAAGCUCUGUCACCUCUGCAGGCAUGGCUGGUGCUGAGGCAGCCAAAGCCGCAGUUAAAGGUGCUACCGGCCCAGGUCUCGCAGCGUCUCUCGGCGCCGCUGGUGUUCCUGCGUCUGCUGCGGACGCCACUGCCGCGGCCGUGACCGAAGCGAUCCAAGCAGCCGCGGCCUCCGGGUCCGACCCUGUCAUUGACGCGAUCAAUGUCAUCUCGAACGCUGCCUCCCCCUCGGGCUUGGCCGCUGGUGCGGCUUGGGAUGGUGCCUCUGGUUCAUCACUCGCGCCGGCUCUCUCAGCCGCAGGUGUUCCCACAGAUGCCCUGGGCGCCACUGCCGCUGCCGUUGGUGCUGCUAUGUCGGCCAACAGUGGUUCGAGAUCUGACGCCAUCAACGCCGCCUCCGAGAUUAUCGCAAGUGCUGCUUCCCCGCCGUACGAGCGCAUGAGCAACCCUGCACCGCCUGUCUCUCCUGCCCAGGCUGCUUUUGAUGUCGUGGGAGCUACCUUCAACUUCUGGCACAUUAUCCCUUGGCUUGCUUGGGACACCUUGAACAAGAUGGAGGUCAACGAAACUGAUUCUUCAGACAUGGAUAGCCUGGCGAACCUCCUUGCGAUUGGCCCCCCACCAGAAGAGUGGUCUUCCAGGUUCACGUCGUUUCCAUAUCGGCGCGGUGGUGACCGCGUUACCGGCGUCCCCUCGCUGCCGACUGAUGCAGUGAGGCCGACACCAUCCAGCACGAACCAAGGCAUGCACAAUGGCGCGCACAAUGGCACGCAAUCCUUGACACCAACCUUGGAACCAGCACCACCCGGUACAGGAGGUUACUUGUACGACGGGACGAAGCCGGUGCCCUCCGCGCAGGGCUAA